This is a messenger RNA of Chironomus riparius, 2133 nucleotides long. Lineage: Eukaryota; Metazoa; Arthropoda; Insecta; Diptera; Chironomidae. The record is from the annotation of a GenBank genome assembly.
AUGGCUUGCAGCAUACAGAACAUUAUUCUCGUGAAUUUUAUGAUACUCACGUUUAUUUAUUGUGUUUAUGCAUCGUUUUCGGGGAUUUAUGUUGAUAAUGGACAACAAACUGUAUUACAUCAUCAGUUAUCAGGAGAUGAGACGCACGAAGUAGAGCAUGAGAUACUUGAACUUCUUGGAUUACCUGAUAGACCAAGAAAGAGGCAUAUACAUCCUUCAUUAAGAAAAUCAGCACCACAAUUUCUAUUGGAUAUUUAUAAGAAAUUGACAACAGAUGAAGAAGACGUUGAUAAUACGAGGGUGAAACGUGACAUAAAUGACAAUGAGAUAUACAUAAGUCCUGCUGAUCAGUAUGCAAUUGACCAAUCUGACAUAAUUAUGACUUUCUUAAACAAAAACCAUCACGUCCCUGAAAUGCGGCAUACUCACGGCAGAAAAUUGUGGUUUGAUACUUCAGAAAUUGGUAAUGACGUUUCACUUAUGAUGGCUGAACUGAGAUUGUAUCAAAAUUCACUAUUUAGUAAAUACGAUGAGGAAAAGCAAGUGACAGUGCGACUCUACAAAGCUGACAUAAGAAAUGAUCACGAAGACCUUAAGUUGUUGUCAUCAGUCAAUACAACGACGCAUGCUGAUGGAUGGUUGGAAUUGAAUGUCACGAUGGCUUUAAAGGAAUGGAUUGAGGAUAAAGAAAGUAAUUAUGGGUUUGUGAUAAAAGCAAAUUUAAUUGAACGACCUGACAAAGAUCUUAGAAUGGAUGACAUUGGAUUAGUGAGUCCGCGUGGUGAUGAUGAGUUUCAGCCAUUUAUGGUUGGAUUCUUCAAGGGUCAAGAGAUGAUAAAGCCAAAACAGCCCACAAAGCAUCACCAUUCGCGAACGAAGCGUCAAGCAGGUAAUCGAAAUCAAAGAAAAAAGAAGUCAGACAGACCAAAUCCACUUCUUCAUCCGGGUGAAAAUAAUCCAAAAUCAUGUCAAAUACAAACACUUUAUGUUAGCUUUAAGGACUUGAAGUGGCAAGAUUGGAUCAUUGCACCUGAUGGUUAUGGUGCUUUCUACUGUGCUGGUGAAUGUAAUUUCCCACUUAAUGCACACAUGAAUGCUACAAAUCAUGCGAUUGUUCAAACAUUAGUUCAUCUCAUGCAUCCGACAAAGGUUCCAAAGCCUUGUUGUGCACCAACAAAAUUAAGUGCAAUUUCUGUCCUCUACUAUCUCGAUGACUCAAAUGUCAAUCUAAAGAAAUACAAAAAUAUGGUAGUUAAAAUUCCAAAGCUCACAAAUGAUAUGCACAAAGGUGAAGCUGGUCGUAUUGGAAUUAUUGGUGGAUCUUUAGAAUACACAGGAGCUCCAUACUAUGCUGGAAUUGCUGCUUUAAAAGUCGGUUGUGAUCUCGUUCACAUUUUUUGUCCACAAUCAGCUGCUCUUGCAAUUAAAAGCUAUUCUCCAGAACUCAUUGUUCAUCCAUUACUUGAUUCUGACAAUGCAUUAGACUUGAUUGAACCAUGGCUAUCUCGACUUCAUGUUUUAGUCAUCGGAAGUGGUUUGGGUCGUGACAGAAACAUUCUUCACACAGUCUCAGAAUUAAUUAUGUGCUGUAAGAAGAGUCAGAAACCACUCGUUAUCGAUGCUGAUGGGCUUUUUCUAAUUACACAAAACACAUCGUUACUUAAUGAUUAUCAGAAUGUAAUAUUGACACCUAAUGCAAUGGAACUCUUUAGAUUGAUUGGUGAUACGAAUGAAAAGUUGCAUGCAUUGUCUGAGAAAAUCGGUAAAAAUGUAAUUGUGUUGGAGAAAGCAAUGAAUGACAGAAUUUAUGAUACUGAGACGAUGUCGAAAGUUGAGUGUCCUCAAGGUGGAACUAAUAGGCGAUGUGGUGGUCAAGGUGAUUUACUCGCUGGUGCUGUUGCUGUAUUCUAUCACUGGGCAUUGAAUCUCACCAAUAAAGACAAUUCUGGUCAACCAAUUCACGAUUUCAAUCCAGCAAUUGCUGCUUGCUAUGGUGCUACAUAUCUCAUUAAAUACUGCAACAGAUUAGCAUAUGAAAAGUAUGGACGAAGUAUGACUGCAGUUGAUAUGAUUGACUGCAUACACACUGGAUUCAACGAAUAUUUUGAACAUGAAAACUCAAAGCUUAAUUAA